Molecule: messenger RNA, 2861 nt
Organism: Notolabrus celidotus (New Zealand spotty)
Lineage: Eukaryota; Metazoa; Chordata; Actinopteri; Labriformes; Labridae
Gene: tacc3
Product: transforming, acidic coiled-coil containing protein 3
Exons: 17
Coding region: 138-2735 (865 amino acids)
Biological process (GO): cerebral cortex development; mitotic spindle organization; cell population proliferation
Cellular component (GO): cytoplasm
Source: RefSeq, a predicted model, not a curated record
UUAAAUUCCAAACGGUUGUUUCCCAGAGUCAGUGAGGGAUUUUCAAACGCACAUCAUUGUGUCUUGACCAGCCUGCUGUUGAAACCUUUGACGAGUUAUUUUACAUUUUUCGGCCUACUGCAGCUGUGUUUUUAAGGAUGAGUUCUGUUUAUGUGAAUGAUGAGAAUCGUGUGGUCGGCCCUGGAGGAAAGCAGAACACUUCAAUUAAUGACAUUUUUGCCCUGGAUCAGCCAACUGGGAGGCCCUCCAUCCUGCGGCAGACUGAGAAUCUACCCAGCAAGACCGUGCCCAAAGGGGCCAAGGUUUGUUUCCAGACUCCAAGAAGAGAUCCUUUGACUAAAAGAUUUCUAUCUCCUUCCAAGUCUGUCAAAAUGACAAAUGUGGAUGAUUGCACUAAAGCGUUUGAGUCUUUAAAUUUGGACAUGAGAAGCCCUUUGCCACAAGAUGCUGCUGUGCAGUCUGAUGAGCCCAAACAAGAAGUGUCUUCUUAUCCCGAUGAUAACAUGCCCAUACAAAGCAAAGGAGGCUAUCAAUUGGAUUUUGACAACCUUGACACCAUGGAUCCAUUUCAAGGAUCUAAUAAGAUGGUCCUCUCUCCUGCAGUACCCUCUGUCAAGAACCCACCCACACCCCAAACUGAGCCUCAACAACCAAAACCAGAGAAUAACUCAGAGGAGCCUGCCAAAAUAGAAUCAGCACUGGACGAGACUCUUCCUUUCAGUCUGUCAGUGGAAAACUCCCUGGUUGACACCUCUGCAAACAUCAGCUCCACUGAGAGCAGCGUUGUCACCAUCGUGAGGGUCCCUCAAAUUGAAGAACAAAAUUCAUGCACCGCCACACCCGAUGAAAAACAACCCGCUGAGACGUCUUCAAGUUUUAAUCAAGACAAAGGGUCUGGCAGUUUUAUUGAGGAUGCUCCUCUGCCAACAAAAGGCUCUUACAACUUUGAUCUUGACAACCUGGAUGAGAUCAAUCCUUUCCAAACUGGUGGCUCAAAAAUUCAGAAUUCACCUGUCAUUGAAAGAAAAGCGCCAGAAAAUAACCCACCUGUCGAGGAGAUUCUGAUGAAGGAUGAUCAAGCCAAAAAUGUCGACGCACCCAAGGUGGCCCAAGAGAUGCCUGUUAAGCCCAUGGCUGCUGUGGCCCCGAUCUCGGCCAUACCUUCAGCUGCUGAGUCCACAUCCCAGCCAGAUGAUGCCCCUCUCAAAGACGGACCAGUCAAGCUUGAGUUCAAUUUCGAUGAUGGCAACGAGGUCAAAAAGAAGCCUCCACCCAAGAAAUUUGGCAAAAGGCCACCAGGUCAGAAACCAAAGGAGGAAAAGCCGACAUGUGACACCAAACCACCAAAAGAAGUCCCGGUGAAGCCUGACACCACUGACAAUGCUGAAGUUCCAGCUCCCAAAGGGUCUUACUCGUUUGAUUUUGAGAAGUUUGACGACCCAAACUUCAAUCCCUUUGGAACAAAAGCAAGCAUGAACAACUCUCCAAUCUGCAGCAAGAAAUCCAGCCCUGUGCUCACUGAAACUCCUCCUCCAGAGCAAGUGGAGAAGCCUGCAGAGACAGAGGCUGUGCCACAAGCAUGUGCUGGAGAGAGCGUCCCAGCUGCUGAACCCAAACCUGAAGUGAAAGCCGAACAGAAGGAUGUCUCUGACCUGAGCGAGACAUUUCAACUUGAAUUUGAACAACGUGUGGAGCAUCUCUCUGAUCAGAAGCCACAGAGCGCCCUGCCAGACUUAAACGAUGAGUUUGUUCCUGGAACUGUUUUCAUGGCCAAUGAUUUUGAUGGACAGAUCGAUUAUCUGGAACAGUUUGGGUCCAGCAGAUUCAAGGAGUCUGCUUUGAGGAAGCAGUCCCUGUACCUUAAAUUCGACCCUCUCCUGAGAGAGAGCCCAAAGAAGCCGGCAGGCCCAGCUGCUCUGACCCACGUCCCUCGCCCUGCGGCCUUUGUAACACGGCUUGAAACUCCACAGAUGGCAGAGAAGCCUGCAAGUGUAACUCAAAAGGAUGAUUUCCAACUGUUUAAUGACGCUGCAGCACCAGUUGCUCCAAUCCUCGAGGGUCUCGUCCCUCAUUUCCCCCAGCCAGCACAUACGGAGGAUGCCAUUAUUGAAGUGCUGAAGUACAGUCAGAAAGACAUGGAUGACGCCAUCGCCAGGGUGCAGGCAGAGGCAAAAGAAACAGAGCAGCAAUGGAGUGCCAAGUACAAAAAGCUGCACGAUGACGGACAGGAGAUGAGGAAAAUAAUUGCAGAAUUUGAGCUUGUCAUCUCAAAAAUGAUGGCCGAUCAGGAGAAAGAGAGAGAGGUGUACCAGGCAAAGCUCAGCGAGGCCUUGCUGGAGAAGGAGCAGGUGUCCAGCGACCUGAACACCAUGGAGAGAUCUUUCUCCGACCUUUUCAAGAGACUGGAGAAAUACAAGGAUGUCGUCGAGGGUUACAAAAAGAAUGAGGGGACGCUGAAGGCUUGUGCUCAGGACUAUCUGAUGAGGAUCAAAAAAGAGGAGCAGCGCUACCAGACCCUGAAAGCCCACGCUGAGGAGAAAAUUACCCAUGCAAAUGGAGAAAUCGCUGAGGUGAGGUCCAAAUAUAAGGCUGAGGGAUCUGCACUUCAAGCUCAGCUGCGCCGGGAGCAGCUGAAGACGCAGUCACUGGAGAAGAGCCUGGACCAGAAGGAGAAAGAGGCAGAAGAGCUCACCAAACUUUGCGACGAACUAAUCGGCAAAGUGCAGAGGGGUUGAGCUUGUUUGUAAAUACUGUAAAAUAUUUUCUUCUUCUUCAGUGUCCAAAUCAUUUUCUUGCACUUUGUUUUGUCUCUUUAUGUUCUUAAAGAAACUGUAAGUAAAUAAAGAUGAUUUAGAGGUUUA